This is a messenger RNA of Parnassius apollo (apollo), 1452 nucleotides long. NCBI's taxonomy places the organism in Eukaryota, Metazoa, Arthropoda, Insecta, Lepidoptera, Papilionidae. The record is from the annotation of a GenBank genome assembly.
AUGUCCUCUAAAAAUCGUAAUAGAAUAAAAACUCUGGCUUAUUCACAAACAGACCUGGAAAGUGCCUUAAAAGAUAUAAGAGAAAGAGGACACGGUAUUAGAGAAACAUGUAAAAAAUAUAACAUCCCAAGAUCUACAGUACAAGACAGACUAAGAGGCAAAAGGACUGAUAUACUAAAAAACCUAGGACCCGAACUGGUUUUAGGGAUAUCCAUGGAGAAAGUCCUACAAUGGAUUAUCAAAAUUGCUAAAUGUGGUUUUCCUGUCAAAAAACAGGAACUACUAGACACUGUACAAAAAAUUCUUAAAGAUUAUCAGAGACCUAAUCCAUUUAAAGAUGAUCGUCCUGGUCAAACCUGGUAUUCAGGCUUUCUUAAAAGAAACCCAGAAAUCUCAAGCUGGUUCAUGAUGAGUUCCCUACUGACGGAUCGAAUUAUAGAAGAAUGUCUAGAACAAGAAGAUAGUGAAGAAGAAAAUGUGUCAGAAAUAGAAGAUUUUGAGGAGCAUAGUGAUCAUGAAAGCGGAACAGAGCAAGAAGCAAGUGAUUCAGAUGGGUCUUCAGUGUCGGAAGAGAGUUUUCCUUCGAAUUUACAAAUUGAGAAUACUGAAGAUGAAGAAUAUUUAGAGGAUGUACCGCUUAAAAAUUGUGAGCAAACGGGUAUUACAAAUCAAGAUCUGGUUUCCACGCGAAAGGUGAUACGGCAUUUAGAACCAGUUCUCCGUAAGAAAAAUGUAGAUAUCAAGUUUAUUUUGAGAGAAGUGAAGAAGUUAAGAAAGACAGAGACCAGACAGUCAGAAGUUUUGUAUGAAACUGGAUCUGAGGACCGAUCUAAUUCGACAGUUCAUUUAUCAACAUCUUCACUGAUAGACAGUGAAACAAAUUUGAGUAAGGCAAAUCCUGCGACCAUUACCUCUAUGCCACAAACUGUUAAUCCAGUUAAAGAUAGCGAUCCAGCAUCAGUUAUCGAUGGGUCAGGUUUGAACAACAUGCAUUACGCGGAUGAACAGUUGUUGCCUCCGCCUAUUAAAGAAAAUAUUUUAUUACAAGCAAAUACUUCCAAAGACAUUGCGAUAGAGGGAUGCGAUAAAUACAAUGUUUCUGAAUCUUUAUUAACUAAUUUGGAAUUGAAAGACCAAGAAGCCAUUAACAACCAAAUAAUUUCUAGGCAAGAUACAACAGAAAAUAUAAAUAUAGAAACCAGGCUCACGAGCUUUUAUUUAUCUUGCAGUUAUCUUGAUCAAGGUACUCUAGUAUCCUUAGAUGAUAUCGUAAUAGUACCUCUACAAUCAAGUACGCCAACAAGAAUAGAUUUUCAAGGUAUCACGUCGCCAGCAGUAGUUACAUUACCUCAUGUAAAAAACAAGGAAUCGUUGACCGAAUCUGAAAAACCUUACUCUGGAACAGAAGUUUUGUUCAAAACACCAAUAACAAUAGAAGAAAAUCAAUUGUGA